Neltuma alba is the source of this 1880-nucleotide messenger RNA. RefSeq names its product exocyst complex component EXO70H1-like. Gene Ontology annotation, cellular component: exocyst. Gene Ontology annotation, molecular function: phosphatidylinositol-4,5-bisphosphate binding. The record is from RefSeq and is a predicted model, not a curated record. NCBI's taxonomy places the organism in Eukaryota, Viridiplantae, Streptophyta, Magnoliopsida, Fabales, Fabaceae. Gene Ontology annotation, biological process: exocytosis.
UAAUCUGCAUAUACCAACCUAUGCAGGUAUGAGAAGCUUCUGCGUUCAACCCAGAACGCUGUCGUUCUCCAUUUCCUGCCAUUCUCCGCCUUCGUCUCACUCCGUUCCCUCACCUCCCAGUUCUGCUGCAUCUAGUUUCGGAGAGCUGAGGCUUUGAUUCUGAAAUGGAACCCCGGAGUUCUUCAUACGCCGAAGUCAGCUCCCUCUUCCACCACGACAAAAGCGAAGCCAACCAGUAUAUCGAGUGCGUUUACCAACUGCACCAGCUCAUGCACUCGCUCGACUCGCACAAACUCGUUCAAGCCCAGAACUUAAUGCAGAUGGCCAUGAAGAGGCUUCAGAAGGAGUUCUACCAAAUCCUAUCCAUGAAUCGGGCUUACUUGGACCCCGAAUCCGUCUCUGUUAGAUCCUCUCGAACCUCCAUCAGCACCUCCGAUUACGAUGAAACUGACAAUGGCUCGCCGGUCGACGAAAUUCGAGAAGCAGGCGAUUCGGUCUCCGAAGUCGAAAGGGUGUCUUUCGUUGCCAUGGAAAACCUGAGGUCGAUAGCAGAGUGUAUGAUUUCAUGCGGUUAUGCAAAGGAAUGCUUGAGCGUGUACGUAAGUAUCAGAAAGUCGAUCAUCAACGAAGGCGUUUAUCGUCUGAACGUCGACAAAUUGAGUUCGUCCAAGAUUCAUAAGAUGGAUUGGGAAGCUCUUGAGCUCAAAAUCAAGAGUUGGUUGGAGGCGGUGAACAUUUCGGUGAAGACGCUCUUCAACGGAGAGAGAAUCUUAAGCGACCAUGUGUUCGGCGCUUCGCAAUCCAUUCGAGAGUCUUGCUUCGCCGAAAUUUCCAGUGAUGGGGCCACUUGUCUGUUCCGAUUACCCGAACUCAUCGUCAAAACAAAGAAAUCGCCGCCGGAGAAGAUAUUUCGGAUGCUGGACAUGUAUUCUGCGUUAUCUGCACUGUGGCCGGAGAUCGAAUCCAUCUUCUUGUUCGAUUCAACCUGUGCUAUUCGAUCUCAAGUCCUUACAGCGCUGGUUCGACUCAGCGAGUCAGUACGAACAGUGUUUUUAGAAUUCGAGUCUGUCAUCAAAAAGCACUCUUCUAGGUCUUCGGUAAGCGACGGCGGUGUCCACCCACUGACAACACAGGCAAUGAGCUACCUCUCGCUUCUCGCAGAUUACGAAAACACGCUCUCUGACAUGUUCGCCGACUGGCCUUCGCUGCCAAAUUCGCCAUCGCCAUCGCUACCGGAGACAUUCCAAGACAGUUUAGACUCCGAUAGCUCGUCGGCGCCGCCGCCGUUCUCCUCGCGGAUAGCUUGGCUAAUUCUCGUUCUCCUUUGUAAACUCGACUGCAAAGCAUCGCAUUACAAGGACGCUUCCUUGGGCUACCUGUUUCUCGCAAAUAAUCUGCAUCAUGUGAUCGAGAGAGCGCGUAACUCGAACUUACAGACGGUGCUGGGCUACGAGUGGAGGAAGCACGAAGCGAAGAUGAAAUGGUUCGUAACGAACUACGGGGUGGCAUGGGGAGACGUGAUUUCGUCGUUGCCUGAAAACCCAAAGGCGGCGCCGGAGGCGAAGGAAAUAUUUGAGAAAUUCAACUUCAAUUUUGAGAAAGCGUACCGGAAGCAGAAUUCAUUUGUCGUGGCAAAUCGGACGCUUAAAGACGAAAUCACUGGAUCAAUAGCCAGGAAAGUAGUGCCAGUUUAUAGGGAAUUUUAUGACACGCACAGGAUUCUUGGGGGUUCAUGGAGAGAAACGAGAGAGUAUGUCCAGUUUACUCCCGAAGACGUGGCAAGUUACGUAUCGAACCUCUUCUUUGCGAGGACGAGCUCCAAUAGCAGAUCAUCGUAGCCGUCGUCGUCGUCGUCGGCGGCAUUAUCUAACUUGCGGCGU